Molecule: messenger RNA, 3241 nt
Organism: Gigantopelta aegis
Lineage: Eukaryota; Metazoa; Mollusca; Gastropoda; Neomphalida; Peltospiridae
Product: RYamide receptor-like
Exons: 2
Coding region: 258-1469 (403 amino acids)
Biological process (GO): G protein-coupled receptor signaling pathway
Cellular component (GO): membrane
Molecular function (GO): neuropeptide receptor activity
Source: RefSeq, a predicted model, not a curated record
UGGGGGUUGUUGUUGGGUUUUUUGAUGAUAAACACAUCAAACCAGCAGGCGAUGGGUAUUGGACGAAUUUUAAUUUCCAUUUCAUCCAUACCACCUAGCCCGCGAACUGUCAUUAUAACUGUCCAAAUGUCCGUCUUGCACUCUAACAGAAACAAUCCUAAACAGAAACGUUUUGUGUGUGUGCGUGCGUGUGUUAAUAUUUAAUUUUCAUUCUUUCUUUUUUUCUUUUUUUAUUUUCUUUUAGUAAUGUCAAGGGAAUGGUGAAUAGUGACGUCAUAAAAGAAGGCAACCAAGGCAUCACCAUGACGACCCACCUCCCGGUAAAUUUCAGCUGGGACGUGGACAACACUACCUCUGUCGAACUGCCGCCGGGCCACUCCCCGCUGAUGGUGCCGGUCUACCUCCAGGUGACCAUCAUAACGAUGUACACUCUCAUCGUAGUGCUUGCCUUUGGCGGAAACACUAUCGUCUGCUUCACGGUUCUGCGCGUCAGGCGGAUGCGCACCGUCAUCAACCUGUUCAUCGUCAGCCUGGCCAUCAGCGAUAUCCUCAUGGCUCUCUUCUGCAUUCCUUUCACCUUCGUCGCCAACCUCGUCCUCAACUACUGGCCCUUCGGGGACUUCCUCUGCCCCGUCGUCACGUACCUGCAGGUCGUCAUGGUGUUCCUGAGUUCGUUCACCCUCACGGCGAUCAGUCUGGAUAGGUACGUGGCGAUCAUCUUCCCGCUGAGGCAGAAGCUGACGAAGGGGCCGGCGCUCAUUAUAAUCGCCAUCAUAUGGAUACUGUCCUUCGUGAUUCCCAUCCCCACGGGACGUUAUUCCAGCACGCACAAGUACGUGAACGUGUCCACGGCACCGACGUUCUGCGAAGAGAUUUGGCCGCUGGACUCCGCCAGGAAAAUAUACAGCACCGCCAUCUUGAUUCUCCAGUACAUCAUGCCCCUGGCGAUCAUGAUUGUCGCCUAUGGGCAGAUAAUCGUGGUGAUCUGGAUGAACAAAACUCCAGGCGAAGCCGUGUCGUCCAGGGAUCAGCGGAUGAAUGAAUCAAAGAAAAAGAUAACAAAGAUGAUGCUUAUGGUCGUCAUCAUCUACGCCGUGUGCUGGCUGCCCAUUCAUGUCAUCAACAUUACUGGUGACGUAGACCCCAGUAUCUAUGAUGGAGAGCACAUGAACAUCGUGUGGAUGAUCUCCCACUGGCUGGCGAUGAGUAACUGCAUGUAUAACCCCAUUGUGUACUGCUGGAUGAAUUCCAAAUUCAGACAAGGAUUUAUCCAGGCCUUCAGCUGUUUGUUGUGUAGAUUUAAAAAACUAAACCAAGCAGACGAGACGAUGAGAAUGAAUCGACAGAGCACAUAUCUGACGUCUGCUUCCACUCACAGCUACAGACGACAUUACCAGUUGCAUGACAGUACGGAAGGGAGUCCAUUAACGCAGAGGGGAAACGGCCAUAUUGAACUGUCCAAAGCUUGACGCAUUCUAAACAUAUCGUAGGUAUUAUAACGGGACACAUUUUGAAGGCAACUGGUUCAUAGCAUGAAACAAAAGAAUAUUUGUCAUUGACACACCUACAGACGACAUUACAAGCUGCAUAACAGCAAGGAAGGGAGUCCAUUAACGGCCAUAUUGAAUUGUCCAAAGCUUGAGACAUUCUGAACAUAUCAUAAGAGUCAUAACAGGACACAUUUUGAAAGACAACUGGUUCAUAAUGUGAUGUGGACAGAAGCCUACAGACGACAUUACAAGCUGCAUAACAGCAAGGAAGGGAGUCCAUUAACGGCCAUAUUGAAUUGACUAAAGCUUGAGACAUUCUGAACAUAUCAUAAGCAUAAUAACAGGACACAUUUUGAAGACAACUGGUUCAUAAUACUAUGAGGACAGAUGCAUUGCCACUGGUCCACCUACAGACGACAUUACAAUCUACGUGACAGUACGGACUGUAUUCCAUUAAUGGCCAUAUCGAGUUGUCCAAAACUUGAGGCAUUCUGAACAUAUCAUAAGCAUAAUAACAGGACACAUUUUGAAGACAACUGGUUCAUAAUGUGAUGGGGACAGACGCUAUGUCAUGGAUACACCUACAGACGACAUUACAAGCUGCAUGGCAGUACGGAAGGGAGUCCAUUAACGGCCAUAUUGAAUUGGCCAAAGCUUGAGACAUUCUGAACAUGCAUAAAACGGGACCCAUUUUGAAGGCAACUGGUUCACAAUGUGAUGAAAACAAAAGCUUUGUCACUGGUACAGUUUCAACUAGUAAAGGAUGUAGUAAAGUUUUCUAUCAGGAUGUAAAGGGAAAAGGAAUGGUGCUACAGUUAAAGUAACACAUAGAAACAAGAAGCAAAGAAAUGUUGAAAAUGUUAAAAAGGAAUGAUGUUACCCUUAUAACCAGUCACAAUAACACAUAGAAUUCCAGGUAGCAAAGAACUGUUGAAGUUUUGUAUCAGGACGUCAUGACAUGAUAAAAAAAAAAGGGACUGCUAACAGGCUGAUGCCAGGCAAGGUGAUUGCGACACAAGGAUAGGGUGUUACAUGAUUAACAAAAGGUGAUAUGAUUAACACAGGAAGCUGUUUCAGGACACCCUACUAUAUUCUGGACACGGAGCUAGUAAUACUGAUGUCAGAGUGGUAGUUGCGACACAAGUUUUAGAGUAUGAAAACUGCCAGCAACCUUCUUGUUAAUCAGCAGGAAGUAUAUUUUUGAGACAGUCAAGAUAACCAUAUCAAAGUAAUGUUUGUGAAACAUAGUUCUUGGUUUCGCCCUGAGAGUUUAUGAGGAUAUUGGCAGUAUAUGAUAUUUCCAUGAUGUGUAGUUUUCAACAACAAAAAUCUUUACCUAAUAAUUGUGUUUAUUAGAAGUGGUGGAGGAUUUGGCAUAACACAAAAUGUGGGUACUAAAUAGACAAGACGCGAAACUGAUCUGUUUGCAUGUACUUAUAUCGCUGAAAAGGUUCACGCAUGUUCCUUAUGGGCAUUUGGGUUCAGGAUUAAAAAAACGUUUAAUCUGGUUUGAGGAUGAAACCUAGAGUACUAUAAAUUAAUUUGCGCUACGUUUAAGGCUUGUGUCAAAAUUCCGAAGUGAUUGUAAGAAUGGGCCCAAUGUGAUCUUAUCGUUAACUGUGUGCGAAAUUGCCGUGUUAUGUACAACAGACGGAUAGAGGGAAGAGAGUUGGAGUUUAGAGAUAAAGAAAUAGACACACACACACACACACACACACAGAGAGAGAGAGAGAGAGAGAGAGAGAGAGAGA